AUGAAGGUCGUUCUGUUUAUCUCUGCACUUGCUGCUACCCUAAGUGCAGCUGCCCCACUAGAGCCAAGACAAUCUAUAUGGGGUAAACCUACAGAUGUUUCUGUUCAGUACUGCUACAAUGAUUUCCCUUGCAUCAACGCACGCGAAGCAUGGCAAUCCUGUCAAGUAUCCUCGCUCCCAGGUUCCUACUCUCAAAUCACCGAUCCCGAAGCUCGCAAUACUGUAGUCGCUCAAUGUCUCUGCGACAAUAAAAUUGUCAAUGAAACAGCAAGCUGUAUCUCAUGUCUCAGUUAUGCUAGCGGUAACUUCUUGGUCCUCGAUACUGUAGAGCAACACGCUCAAGAUAUGUGCGAUAAGAAGACCACUCUCAGUCAAUAUGAGAAUUAUGUAUAUCAGUUUGGUGGAUUGUUGCAGUUCCCACUCAUUUUGCCUUCUACUUGGCUUAGUGGUACAAAGGUCAACCUUCCUGAUCAAAUACUCAUUAAGGAUUAA
This is a messenger RNA of Sclerotinia sclerotiorum 1980 UF-70, 492 nucleotides long. RefSeq lists its product with no specific name. The record is from RefSeq and is a predicted model, not a curated record. NCBI's taxonomy places the organism in Eukaryota, Fungi, Ascomycota, Leotiomycetes, Helotiales, Sclerotiniaceae. Bases 1 to 492 code for a protein of 163 amino acids. The transcript has 2 exons.